UUUUUUUUUUUUUUUGGUUCUUUUUUUCGGAGCUGGGGACCGAACCCAGCACUUACAAGCUUUUAAAUCGUAACCUUUCUAAAUCGGCAGUUCGGGGUGUGUGGAUUGGAAGAGUCUGGGGUGCACGCCGGGCCUCUGAAGUUGGGGGCUCCACAGGAGGAGUCGAAGAGGCGACUGGGCGAGCGGGCAAAGGGGCGAGAAGGCGUGGCAUUGCCAGCUCUGGCCACGCCUCCCAGAGCUCCGCUGGCUUGUCUCUCCCUACCCCACCCCCCCCCCCCCCAGCGGGCCUCACUUGUGCGCGCAGUCCCUUCCCUGCCUUAAUCCGCGCCACCUUUUCCCUUGGCCCGCGCGGGCCCAGCUGACGGGCCGCGUUGUUUACUGGCCGGAGUCGAGCCCUAGCUCCCGCCGCCGCCACCAGCCCAGGUGCCCUCCCGUGCGCGCGUCCCUCUGUCUCAGACUCCACACAACGCGACCCACCCAGAGCUGCGCGGAGAGGAGAAACGGGAGACCCGGCCAGGGGACGCACCUUGGUGAGCUCUGGACUCUGCGAUUGCGGACACAGGACCGGGCCUGGGUGACCCGGGGUUGUAGUCUGCGGGCCGCGCCACAGUGUUGCUUGCAGCCGAGGCCUGUGUGCUCUUCCCAGGACUGUCCCCAGGGCCCUCUAGGCUGGAGAUCUGCGGCCCGUAAGCCACCGGCGUGGAAGAGAAGGACGUGCGGCCCCUAGCGCCUGCCUCUCCAGCGACCUUCUCGCGGAGUAUGUCCCCAGUGGGCCGGCGUGGCGUGCUCUGAUCGCCGGGGUCCCAGCGCUCCUACUGCUAUGGGCUCCGGGAGAGGAUGUGAGACGACGGCGGUGCCGUUGCUGAUGGCCGUGGCCGCGUUGCUGGUGGGCACAGCCGGCCACCUGUACCCUGGAGAGGUGUGCCCGGGAAUGGACAUCCGGAACAACCUGACCAGGUUGCAUGAGCUGGAGAACUGCUCGGUCAUUGAGGGCCAUCUGCAGAUCCUCUUGAUGUUCAAGACCAGACCCGAAGAUUUCCGAGACCUCAGUUUCCCCAAACUCAUCAUGAUCACAGACUACCUGCUUCUUUUCCGUGUCUAUGGCCUAGAAAGUCUAAAAGACCUCUUCCCAAACCUCACAGUCAUCCGAGGCUCCCGUCUCUUCUUCAACUAUGCCCUGGUCAUCUUCGAGAUGGUCCACCUGAAGGAGCUGGGUCUUUACAACCUCAUGAACAUCACCCGGGGCUCUGUCCGCAUCGAGAAGAAUAAUGAACUCUGCUACCUGGCCACUAUCGACUGGUCCCGCAUCCUGGAUUCCGUGGAGGACAACUACAUUGUACUGAACAAAGAUGACAAUGAGGAAUGUGGGGACGUCUGUCCAGGCACAGCCAAGGGCAAGACCAACUGCCCUGCCACCGUCAUCAAUGGGCAGUUUGUGGAACGGUGCUGGACACACAGUCAUUGUCAGAAAGUUUGCCCAACCAUCUGUAAGUCACAUGGCUGCACAGCUGAAGGCCUGUGCUGUCACAAGGAGUGCCUGGGCAACUGUUCAGAACCCGAUGACCCUACCAAGUGUGUGGCCUGUCGAAACUUCUACCUGGAUGGUCAGUGUGUGGAGACCUGCCCACCACCCUACUAUCACUUCCAGGAUUGGCGCUGUGUAAACUUCAGCUUCUGCCAAGACCUUCACUACAAAUGCAGGAACUCUCGGAAGCCUGGCUGUCACCAAUACGUCAUUCACAACAACAAGUGCAUCCCCGAGUGCCCGUCUGGCUAUACCAUGAAUUCCAGCAACUUGAUGUGCACCCCGUGUCUGGGACCCUGUCCUAAGGUCUGCCAAAUCCUCGAAGGCGAGAAGACCAUUGAUUCCGUGACAUCUGCCCAGGAGCUCCGAGGCUGCACUGUGAUCAAUGGCAGCCUGAUUAUCAACAUCCGAGGGGGCAACAACCUGGCAGCUGAACUAGAGGCUAACCUUGGCCUCAUUGAAGAAAUCUCAGGGUUCCUAAAGAUCCGUCGCUCCUAUGCUCUGGUGUCACUUUCUUUCUUCAGGAAGCUACAUCUGAUUCGAGGAGAGACCUUGGAAAUUGGGAACUAUUCUUUCUACGCCUUGGACAACCAGAACCUGAGGCAGCUGUGGGACUGGAACAAGCACAACCUCACGAUCACUCAGGGCAAGCUCUUCUUCCACUACAACCCCAAACUCUGCCUGUCUGAGAUCCACAAGAUGGAGGAAGUGUCCGGAACCAAGGGCCGCCAGGAGAGGAACGACAUUGCCCUGAAGACCAACGGGGACCAGGCAUCCUGUGAAAAUGAAUUACUUAAAUUCUCUUUCAUCCGGACGUCUUUUGACAAGAUCUUGCUGAGGUGGGAGCCCUACUGGCCCCCCGACUUCCGAGAUCUCCUGGGAUUCAUGCUGUUCUACAAAGAGGCCCCUUAUCAGAACGUGACAGAGUUUGACGGGCAGGAUGCGUGUGGCUCCAACAGCUGGACUGUGGUGGAUAUUGACCCGCCCCAGAGGUCCAACGACCCUAAGUCUCAGACCCCAAGCCACCCUGGGUGGCUGAUGCGGGGCCUCAAACCCUGGACCCAGUAUGCCAUCUUUGUCAAGACCUUGGUUACCUUCUCUGAUGAACGCCGGACCUAUGGAGCCAAAAGUGAUAUCAUCUAUGUGCAAACAGAUGCCACCAAUCCUUCCGUUCCCCUGGAUCCCAUAUCAGUUUCCAACUCCUCAUCUCAGAUUAUCUUAAAGUGGAAGCCCCCCUCGGACCCCAAUGGCAACAUCACACACUACCUGGUCUACUGGGAGAGGCAGGCGGAGGACAGCGAGCUGUUCGAGUUGGAUUAUUGUCUCAAAGGGCUGAAGCUCCCCUCACGCACCUGGUCCCCACCUUUUGAGUCUGACGAUUCUCAAAAGCACAAUCAGAGUGAGUAUGACGACUCGGCCAGCGAGUGCUGCUCAUGUCCUAAGACUGACUCUCAGAUCCUGAAGGAGCUGGAGGAGUCUUCAUUCAGGAAGACCUUCGAGGAUUACCUGCACAACGUGGUUUUUGUUCCCAGAAAAACCUCUUCAGGCAAUGGUGCUGAGGACACUAGGCCAUCCCGAAAGCGAAGAUCCCUUGAAGAGGUGGGCAAUGUGACAGCCACUACACCCACACUUCCAGAUUUUCCCAACAUCUCCUCCACCAUCGCGCCCACAAGCCACGAAGAGCACAGACCAUUUGAGAAAGUAGUAAACAAGGAGUCACUUGUCAUCUCUGGCCUGAGACACUUCACUGGGUACCGCAUUGAGCUGCAGGCAUGCAAUCAGGACUCCCCAGAAGAGAGGUGCAGCGUGGCUGCCUACGUCAGUGCCCGGACCAUGCCUGAAGCUAAGGCAGAUGACAUCGUUGGCCCUGUGACCCAUGAAAUCUUUGAGAACAAUGUUGUACACUUAAUGUGGCAAGAGCCAAAGGAACCUAAUGGUCUGAUUGUGCUAUAUGAAGUGAGCUAUCGGCGAUAUGGUGAUGAGGAGCUGCACCUCUGUGUCUCCCGGAAGCAUUUUGCCCUGGAGCGGGGCUGCAGGCUUCGAGGGCUCUCUCCAGGAAACUACAGUGUUCGAGUCCGGGCUACCUCUCUGGCAGGAAAUGGCUCCUGGACAGAACCCACCUAUUUUUAUGUGACUGAUUAUUAUGUCCCAUCAAAUAUUGCCAAAAUUAUCAUCGGGCCCCUCAUCUUCGUCUUCCUCUUCAGUGUCGUGAUCGGAAGUAUUUAUCUAUUCUUGAGGAAGAGGCAGCCAGAUGGGCCAAUGGGACCACUGUACGCUUCUUCAAACCCAGAGUACCUCAGUGCCAGUGAUGUCUUUCCAUCUUCCGUAUACGUUCCGGAUGAGUGGGAGGUACCUCGAGAGAAGAUCACCCUCCUCCGAGAGCUGGGGCAGGGAUCCUUCGGUAUGGUGUACGAAGGCAAUGCCAAGGAUAUCAUCAAGGGUGAGGUAGAGACCCGUGUUGCGGUGAAGACGGUCAAUGAGUCAGCCAGUCUUCGAGAACGGAUCGAGUUCCUCAAUGAGGCAUCAGUCAUGAAGGGCUUCACCUGUCAUCACGUGGUCCGCCUUCUUGGGGUGGUGUCCAAAGGCCAGCCCACAUUGGUAGUGAUGGAACUGAUGGCUCAUGGAGACCUGAAAAGUCACCUCCGUUCUCUGCGGCCCGAUGCUGAGAACAACCCAGGCCGUCCUCCCCCUACCUUGCAAGAAAUGAUUCAGAUGACAGCAGAAAUUGCCGAUGGCAUGGCAUACUUGAACGCCAAGAAGUUUGUGCACCGGGACCUGGCAGCUCGGAACUGCAUGGUUGCCCAUGAUUUUACUGUCAAAAUCGGAGACUUUGGAAUGACGAGAGACAUCUACGAGACAGAUUACUAUCGGAAAGGGGGCAAGGGGUUGCUGCCCGUGAGGUGGAUGUCACCCGAGUCCCUGAAGGACGGAGUCUUCACUGCUUCUUCCGACAUGUGGUCCUUUGGGGUGGUCCUUUGGGAAAUCACCAGCCUGGCUGAGCAACCUUACCAAGGCCUGUCUAAUGAACAGGUGUUGAAAUUUGUCAUGGAUGGAGGCUAUCUGGAUCCCCCUGAUAACUGUCCAGAGAGACUCACUGACCUGAUGCGCAUGUGCUGGCAGUUCAACCCCAAGAUGAGGCCGACCUUCCUGGAAAUCGUCAACCUGCUCAAGGACGACCUCCACCCCAGCUUUCCGGAAGUUUCCUUCUUCUACAGCGAGGAGAACAAGGCUCCCGAGAGUGAAGAGCUGGAGAUGGAGUUCGAGGACAUGGAGAAUGUCCCCUUGGAUCGUUCCUCUCACUGUCAGAGAGAAGAGGCUGGAUGCCGGGAGGGAGGGUCCUCUCUGAGCAUCAAACGGACCUAUGAUGAACACAUCCCCUACACCCACAUGAACGGGGGCAAGAAGAAUGGGCGGGUCCUCACCCUGCCGAGGUCGAACCCUUCCUAACAGCGCCUGCUCGCUCGGGGAAGGAUUCUUUUCUUUUCUUUCUUUCUUUUUAAAAACUCUUCUGUAGUUUGACUGCCUCCAGGAAACUCAGGAUUAUCGGGACUCUACCCAGAUGUGAAACUGAGCUCACAGAUAGUUCGUACACAUUUCUGUUUGUCUUUGGACCUGAAAACACACAGGUGUGGUCGCCAACCCUGCGAGCCUGUGGAGGGCUAACUGUGAACCUAGAGGGGUUGGGGUUUCCAUACUCCCUUCCCUGCCCCCACGGUAUCAAACCAAGAUUUUAUUGUUGUUGCUGGUGUUUUCCUCAUAGAUUGGAAGGAUGAACCUGUUUUUACAGUUUUUUUUUUCUGCUAGUGUCUGAGUUAUAGUUAGUUGUCAAAGACAGACUUUAUUUAUGGAGCACAAGUCAGAAAGCAAAGAAGAAACAGACAGAAAAACAAAACAAAAACCAAACCUGACCUACAGAACCCAGUUCUGGAAUUGCGUGCUUUCGCGGGGUUGGGCUUUGAGAAGGUUUCAUUAAUCUGAGAGAAGGAGCUUAUUUUAUUUUAGUUUUGUUUUGUUUUUUUCCUCAUUCACAAAAUCAGUUCCUCAAAUUGACCAAUAGCUGCUGCUUUCAUAUUUUAUUAUUUUGGGAAAGGGUGUGUACUCCUAAGUGUGUGCUCAUCUGCACACCUGCGUGCAUUUGCGUGUGUGUUGUGUCCAGGUUAGAGAUCACAGGGUGGGGUGGGGGCUGUGUGUAUGUUACAUUUUUCUCUGGACUGAUGCUUGGUGACUUGGCUCAUGAAGCACCCGCUGCUUGGAGUGGGUGACCUCAUAUUGUCCUCUUCCUUCUUAUGAACCGAGAGCUUGUGCCCUCGAGAGAUUCUCCUCAGUCACGUCAGAACUCGCUCAGGUGUCUUCUUCCCCUUCCCUUUGGUGAUGAUUUCCAAAAACAGAGGGAUGAUUAUUUGGUCUGGAUUCAUGGAGGAUCUUUGGAAGAUCAAACAAAGGACAUGCAUGCACGGGCGCACACACACACACACACACACACACACACACACACAGAUACACACACAGACACACACACACAGACACACACACAGACAGAUACACACAUACACACACACACAGACACACACACAGUAGAAGGAAGUAAGGCAACAAGUUUGAGAAUAUAUUGGUAACAUAUUUAAAGCUUAUGGGAUCUUUGAGAUGAGCCUAAUAAGUUAUUAUUUCCUUGGGAGCAGGGGAAGUGGUGGGCACAUCUGCCUGUGUGGGGAGACGGGACAAUACAUGAGUGGCCUCUGUGUUCGGUCUUUGAAACACAUGUUUUGUUUUGUUUUGUUUUUUUCUGGGAAUUAUACCACAUUAGCUGCUAGCCUUUUAGGACUCGGUGAGUUCUUGUGGAUUUGUGGGUAACUGGAUUUUUGACUGGUUCAGAUAGUAACACUGACUGGAUGUUCCUUGCUUGGAUACACUGGUGGUUACCUGGGGCCGAGGUGGCCUUCCAGAACACCUGUGUUUGUCUGGUUUUUCUCUGCUUGUGUACCUCACUUCUUCAAAGCCUACACUUUGCUCAAAGAUACUGAACUCAGAUCCCAAAGACCAGUGACACAGUUGGACUCUGGGAACACUAAGCAGUGUCUGAGGAGGUGCACCUUCAAAUCGCUGUCGGUCUCCACCUUUGGGGCAUCUGGCUAUUCUCCACACUAAACCCCACCCCACAGCUGCUCGCGGUGCCCAGAGACCUCAGCUUGGCCAGAUGGAGCGCCUGAGUCUAUUUCUCAAGCGCUUAUGUUUCAGUCUCUCGAGACUAAAGUCUAGAGGAGAGAACAUCGGACACUUCCCACCACCAAGAACUGGUGAAGGCACACAAACUCGCAACCUCUUUGCAUCAAACCACAGCUGCUCAAGUGAGAGACAACUAUGGCAAACUCAAAAACCCUCCCGGGGGUUCUUUCCUGCGUGCGUUUCCCCACAAGUAUUUGAUACCUUGAUAUCCCCUAGGAGAUACGAGAUAAAGACACACUGGCCACCCCCAAACCCUCUUGAGUCUUGGUUGAGAACACAGGAACACAUAAAUCCUAGUUGUCAACUGCUGUCAAAUUUAUAUUAGAAAAAUUGCAGCACGCAGAAAGAUUACCAGGAAACUCAGUGAUUGGUACUUACAAGAAGCAAGAGUUACAGUUACUUUUUCCCAAAACACUUUGUAAAUAGGAGGUCUGUGCAUCAGUGGAAGACACCUUAGGUCUGGAUAUUUUUUUGUUUGUUUGUUAUUUUUCCUUUUUACAGUAAAUUUGUAGCGAUGCUCUACUAGCAGAAAUUUUCACACCUUUCUAAUUCAAAAGGUUUUCUUAUAGUACUGGGGAAAGUAUUUAUUUUAAUAUAUAAAAUCACUCUUGAAAAAUCACUUUUGUAAAAAAAUGGUAUGCAUGUAAAUUUUUUUUAUCAAGGAAAAAUAAAAGCAGGUGAGUGUGGGUAUUUUCUUCUUCUCAGUACAGUCUACCUCAGUGUCUCGUCAGGACGUGUGGUUCAGUAACAGAUGCUGGGGCUUCUGGAUUCUGGCCGAAUCAUUCUCCGAGUUGGGGAGCUGUGUACCAGUUGAUUUUUGAAUGCCAUGGCUAGGAAGAAUUUUGAAGGAGAGAGUUGGGAUUAAAACGUUAGAGCCUUCCUGUGAGCCCAGAGUCUUCUUGUUGCUGAUAUCCUUCUGAGUAUAACCUCCUUUAAAAAAAAAAACCCACGGGCUCUCACACACAAGCCAUACUUCAGGUCAUGACUUGGCCUCUUUGAGAGGCCCCUUGAUCUAAGGUCUUGGUGAAAAGUGGAUGUUCCUUUCCCUGAUGAGGCAGUGAACCAGCACCUUCAGAUGUCACACAAAAUCCCCCAGACAUGAACGCAAGGGAAGCUUGGUUCUCUGACCGCUAUUUCUUUCCCUGUUCAGACUUAUAAGGCUGUGUGUGGGCACCUCCUACAGAAAUAGCCAAUACAAGGGUAUUUGGGGAGAGCCUAAUACAAAACCUAUCCAUUCCCUGAACAGGUCUUGAACCCUGCACAAUGGAAUAGAACCCCUGUGCUGGGGCUUGGUUGACUUCAAGCUGACACUAGCCUUGUACAGUUGCAAGAACUCUGGAAAUCAAGGCAGGGCCAGCAGCAUGGCCCCGACUUAAUGUUUUGCCUUACUAUGUCACUGUAGGACCCUGUCCUUGAAAUUUGACUCUUCUGUCUUUUCUGGAGAGGUGCGCCAACCUGGGUGGCCCUACCAAAAGGGACUCCACGAAUUCCAUUUUGAUAUGGGAAGGAAACAAGUAGCUAUUGGAUCAUGAGACUCAUUUUGUUUUCACAUGAUGAUAGCUUUGUAAGAAAACAAUCUCAAGACCUAGAAAAUCAUGGCUCGACUCUUUGUAGUUUGGAGUGAUGGGGGGAGAGAGAGAGAGAGAGAGAGAGAGAGAGAGAGAGAGAGAGAGAGAGAGAGAGCAACAACACCAAGUUACAUUGGCACUUCUUGUUGUGUGCUUUGGGGGAUGUCUCAUUACUUUAACACUCUGAGCAUGGUGAAAGCCAUGCAAUUAUUUCCUCCAGGAUAAUGGCAGACAUGUUUUCCUGUCUGGUUCAAUGAUGUCAAGCACACAUCAGGAAAGGUUCAUGUACUUGGAGCCCUUCUAAAUGUUUCCCUGUAAUUUGAAGCUAGCUGGAAGGGAAGAGCCCUGAUGACUUUCUGGAUCUAUGUUGAGCCCAGUUUGGGAGAAUGGAGAUUUCCAGGAAGAGCUGAGCUAUAUUUUGUGGUAGCUGGGAGUGGCGCCACCAACACAAGCAAAAAUUAACCUUACUAUCUUAUCAGGACGGACAUUCUACCAUGCAGAACAAUUUUAUUUGAAGCUCACCAUAACACUGGCCAGUGGGCAGUAUCACUGUGACAGUCUAGUCCAUAAUGACGAUCGUGGUAAAGUGAUGGCCAUUUUAGCAAGGGUUCUUUGACUUUAUGAUACGUGGAUGUAUUCUGAAUUCUAGUUGAUGAGUUCUUGACAACAUAGGCUCUUUAAAAAUUACGGUUUUGUUGGACGUGGAAAAAAAUAGUGCUGAUUUUGUGUAAAUGAUACACAGAGUGUAGUCAUUUUAGAAAACCUUCCGGAAUGUUCCUCAGAAUAUGAAUUUAUAUGAGAGAUGAAAACGGAGACUAGGAAUAACAGAUUAUCACUUGCUGUUUAAACUACAUGAAAUAAUAUGAUGGCCUUUUAAGAGGCCAUGACUGAAGGCAUAUACAUCCUCAGAUAGUACUCAAGAAAUGGCGAUCAAUGAGUAUUUGAGCUAACUUAAUACCAAUCAGGAUACAGAAUCAGUCUCUGGCCAAAUUUUUAUCAGUAUGUGGGCCGUUUAAGAAAACAACAACAUCAAAUGAAACAAAAAUUUGUUAAAGGUUAGAUCAUGGUCCUGGAACCCUUGUGAUUAUUUGAGAAGGAAAGAAGGGUCCUCAAGUGUGUGUGUGUCCAUCCACAAGCACAGGAAUGGCUUGUUUGGUCCUUAUUCUUUGUAUCAAAGUUGCUGCUCCUUCCCCCUUUUUGUGCCUUGGUGGCUAUAUCCCAUGUGUCAACGGUGUCGGAUCAAAUGUGCCACAGCACUGCAGAAAAGAGACACACAAAGCCCACCCAAAGCACAGUGACAUUUUCCCUACAAGAGCCGAGUAGCAUCAUGUACAGACUAUGCCUUUUUUUGUGUGGGGGGAGGGGAAGGGAAGGAAGGGGCUGAAAUUGUUCUGCAUGUAUAAUACAGGCUAAUUACUUGUUUAUAUUAAAAUUUGGAAUAAAUUAUCUUGAGACCUUU
Molecule: messenger RNA, 9775 nt
Organism: Rattus norvegicus (Norway rat)
Lineage: Eukaryota; Metazoa; Chordata; Mammalia; Rodentia; Muridae
Gene: Insr
Product: insulin receptor
Biological process (GO): regulation of multicellular organismal process; regulation of glycogen biosynthetic process; regulation of glucose metabolic process
Cellular component (GO): plasma membrane; membrane; lysosome
Molecular function (GO): ATP binding; insulin receptor substrate binding; protein kinase activity
Source: RefSeq, a predicted model, not a curated record